AUGCAAUUUACCACCAACGUCUCUACCACGAGUGACGAAGAGUUCUCCGACUCGAUCAGGGCCCUCCGUAUGGGACCUGAAGAUGCCUCCGCAGGUGCACCACCUGCGUGGCUCCAAGGACUCCUCCAGCAACAGGCUUCGCGAGAAGAGGCCUUUUGGAUCGAGCUUCGAGACCUAAGAGCUCAGCUGGCUGCUGCUACCAGCACGCCCCAGCGUCCGAAGGAGAAGCUGGCUCCGCUCGAGACCUUUGACGGGACUGAUCUGGUCCGAUACCCCGCCUGGCGACUCAACACCAGGGCCAAACUCCGUGUAGACGGCGGAGCCAUUGGCCCCCUCGAUGACCAGGCCUGUUAUGUGUUUGACCGCCUCCAUGGAGCCGCGGCGACCAAGUUCCGUUCAUGGAUGGACGCGCAGACAACCACCGAUCUCGAUCUGGAGACUGUCUUUGCUCAGCUGGAUAUCCUCUUUUCGGACCCGGUCCUUGCUGCAAGAGCUCUCAGCUGGCUGCAGAACACCCAUCAACGCAGUCUUCCCCUUGAUACCUUGCUUCCAAUCUUCGACCAGAAGAUCCUGGAAGCCGAGGGACAGUUCUGGGAUGGCAGAAUCAAGAUCAGCAUGCUCCAGAAUGCCCUCAACUGGGAGCUCCUGAGGGCGAUGGUUCCACAGGCUGACACGGAUAAUUACGUGGAAAUACUGCAGCCAGGCUCCGUAUGGUUGAGGCUAGGCGGUCUCCAGGUGAAGGCCCUUCAGAGCUGUGGCCAGAGGAGGGUCGUCCCAGCGGCGCCCCGGACCACUGCCGCGAAGCCACCCAGAGUCUCUGGGAUCUCCGGUGCCGACGCUGCAGAAAGGCGCGCUCAGGGCGUGUGCAUCAACUGCGCGAGGCCUGGACACAUCGCCUCGCGCUGCACCAUCCCGUUCGUCCCUGUCAUGCAGCGCCCUGUUCGCGCUCGCGACGCCUCAGCAGGAAGCCCCAAAGGACCCUCGAGACGACGGGACUUGAGGUCUGACCUUGGCCAGCGUUCAUCAUCAGUAGCAGCAGCAGCAGCAGCAGCAUACAGCACGCACUACUCUCUUCUCCUUCUUCUCCUUCUUGACCCUGUGCUGAUCGUACAGCACUACUUUUUCUCCUCCUUCUUUGACCCUGUGCUGAUCAUGCAAAUCCCUACUGCGCGGGAGGCAGCAGAGCGACUCCAGCCGCCCCGCGCACGGAGGCCCAGCCAUCCCGCCACCCGGCCUGGCAGCCAGUGA
Paracoccidioides brasiliensis Pb18 is the source of this 1248-nucleotide messenger RNA. RefSeq lists its product as uncharacterized. The record is from RefSeq and is a predicted model, not a curated record. The transcript has 3 exons. Gene Ontology annotation, molecular function: zinc ion binding; nucleic acid binding. The coding region runs from base 1 to 1248 and encodes 415 amino acids.